Messenger RNA from Prunus armeniaca (apricot), 435 nucleotides. NCBI's taxonomy places the organism in Eukaryota, Viridiplantae, Streptophyta, Magnoliopsida, Rosales, Rosaceae. The record is from the annotation of a GenBank genome assembly.
AUGAGACCCAUCAAUCUCAAUCCUUCAAGUGCGGAAUCAUCAAAUUCAGACCCAUUAAUUGAUCAUGAGAAGAAGGCUAAGGCUCAUACUGAGGACAAAAAGAAGAAGAAUUUGACUAGAGCACAAGUGAAGAAACAACUCAAGCUUAUUGAUGAGGUGAUCAAUUGCUUCAUAUGUUCAAAGAUUCUCCCCAUUCACCAUCGAAUGCAAUCCCACCAAAAGGCACAUUACUACAUUUUCAAGGAGUGCACUAAAUGCAACAUAAGGUUUCAUAAUAACUUGGACUACAAAGUUCAUUUGAAGGUGUUUGGGGUGGUCAAAAUUCACCCAAUCCGCCAAGGAGGAAUUCCUAGUGGCACAAUUCCUAAUAGCCAAGAAUUUCUAGCGGUCGAAGAAUUCCUAGCGGCGGAGUUCCUAGUUGUCGAGAAUUCCUAG